CCUGCCCUCCCACUAGUCCAGGAAACCACCCAGAUGACCCCCCUCCGUCUACACCAUUGUUAAAUCCAAAGGGAAACAUCGAAACCUUCUUUACAGAAACUUUCAGGCUUCGUAGACUUUCGCAGAGGUUUAUCUUUAUUCACUGGCCUCUUACUUUAACUUGACUCAUAACCAACUUUACAAACUGCUGGAACUUGUACUACUUCCGAAGCCAAAGGAGUGCCCCUUGUUGAGAAAAAGAAAAACUUUACUAGGAGGCAUAGCAGGAAUUCACGAUUCCAUUCCACCAUUUUGAGGCGUUUUUUCAGGAAGUUUUCAGGUGGGCUGCUUUUUGACUCUGUGUGAACAUGACGACCAUUAACACUGCCAACAUCAACUUUAAAUGGGACCCCAAGAGCCUGGAGAUCCGUACUCUGGCUGUGGAGAGGCUGCUGGAGCCCCUGGUCACCCAGGUCACGACCUUGGUGAACUCGAGCAACAAAGGCCCAUCCAACAAGAAGAAAGGACGCUCCAAGAAGGCCCAUGUUCUGGCUGCGUCGGUAGAGACGGCCACAAUGAAUUUUCUUGAUAAAGGAGAGAAGAUUGCCAAAGAGAGCCAGUUCCUGAAAGAAGAGCUGACAGCUGCUGUGGAGGAUGUCCGUAAGCAAGGCGAGUCCAUGAAGCAGGCGUCCGGGGAGUUUGCAGAGGACCCGUGCUCCUCGGUGAAGAGGGGCAACAUGGUGCGUGCAGCCCGGGCCCUGCUCUCUGCUGUCACUCACCUGCUCGUCCUGGCUGACAUGUCGGACGUCUACAAGCUGCUCCUGCAACUCAAACUGGUGGAGGAGAACCUCGUCAAGGUCCGCAAUGCGGGAACCGAGCAGGACCUGGGGAUCCAGUACAAGGCCCUGAAACCAGAGGUGGACAAACUCAACAUCAUGGCUGCCAAGAGACAGCAGGAGCUGAAGGAUGUCCACCACAAGGACCAAAUGGCUGCGGCCCGCGGCGUGCUGCAGAGGAACAUCCCCAUGCUGUACACAGCCUCCCGAGCCUGCCUGCAGCACCCUGACGUGGCCGCCUACAAGGCCAACCGUGACCUCAUCUACAAGCAGCUGCAGCACGCCGUGUCGGGCAUCUCCAACGCCGCCCAGGCCACCGCCAGCGACGACGCUGCCCUCAACCAUCCCGCAGGGGGAGGGGAGCUGGCCUAUGCCCUGAAUAACUUUGACAAACAAAUCAUCGUGGACCCCCUGGCGUUCAGCGAGGAGCGGUUCCGCCCAUCUCUGGAGGAGCGCCUGGAGAGCAUCAUCAGCGGCGCCGCCCUCAUGGCCGACUCGUCCUGCACGCGCGACGACCGUCGCGAGCGCAUCGUGGCCGAGUGCAACUCCGUCCGCCAGGCUCUGCAGGACCUGCUGUCAGAGUACAUGGGCAAUGCAGGCAGGAAGGACAGGAGCGAUGCCCUGAACACAGCCAUCGACAGGAUGACGAAGAAGACCAGAGAUCUGCGUCGACAGCUGCGCAAGGCUGUGAUGGACCACGUCUCCGACUCCUUCCUGGAGACCAACGUUCCUCUGCUGGUGCUGAUCGAAGCCGCCAAGAACGGCAACGAGAAGGAGGUGAAGGAGUACGCCCAGGUGUUCCGCGAGCACGCCAACAAGCUCAUCGAGGUGGCCAACCUGGCAUGCUCCAUCUCCAACAACGAGGAGGGUGUGAAGCUGGUCCGCAUGGCUGCUUCCCAGCUGGAGGCCCUGUGCCCUCAGGUGAUUAACGCGGCGCUGGCCCUGGCCGCCAAGCCCAACAGCAAGGUGGCGCAGGACAACAUGGAUCUGUUCAAGGAGCAGUGGGAGAAGCAGGUGCGCGUGCUCACCGACGCCGUGGACGACAUCACCUCCAUCGACGACUUCCUCUGCGUCUCUGAGAACCACAUCCUGGAGGAUGUGAACAAGUGCGUGAUCGCCCUGCAGGAGAAGGACGUGGACGGGCUGGACCGCACGGCCGGCGCCAUCCGAGGACGCGCCGCCCGGGUGGUGCACGUGGUCACGUCGGAGAUGGACAACUACGAGCCCGGGGUGUACACCGAGAAAGUCCUGGAAGCCACCAAGCUCCUCACCAACACAGUCAUGCCACGUUUCACGGAGCAGGUGGAGGCUGCGGUGGAGGCCCUGAGCGCCAACCCCACCCUGCCCGUGGACGAGAACGAGUUCAUCGACGCGUCCCGUCUCGUCUACGACGGCGUGCGCGACAUCCGCAAGGCCGUCCUGAUGAUCCGGACCCCAGAGGAGCUGGACGACUCUGACUUUGAGACGGAGGACUUUGACAUCCGCAGCAAGACCAGCACGCAGACGGAGGAUGACCAGCUCAUCGCCGGCCAGAGCGCCAGGGCCAUCAUGGCCCAGCUUCCCCAGGAGCAGAAGGCCUUGAUUGCCGAGCAGGUGGCCUGCUUCCAGGAGGAGAAGAGCAAGCUGGACGCCGAGGUGUCCAAGUGGGACGACAGCGGCAAUGACAUCAUCGUGCUGGCCAAGCAGAUGUGCAUGAUCAUGAUGGAGAUGACAGACUUCACCAGGGGGAAAGGCCCGCUGAAGAACACGUCCGAUGUCAUUAGCGCCGCCAAGAAGAUCGCCGAGGCGGGGUCGAGGAUGGACAAGCUGGGCCGCACCAUCGCCGACCAAUGCCCAGACUCGGCCUGUAAGCAGGACCUGCUGGCCUACCUGCAGCGUAUCGCCCUCUACUGCCACCAGCUCAACAUCUGCAGCAAGGUUAAGGCCGAGGUGCAGAACCUGGGGGGAGAGCUGGUCGUCUCUGGGGUGGACAGCGCCAUGUCCCUGAUCCAGGCGGCCAAGAACCUGAUGAACACGGUGGUGUCCACCGUCAAGGCCUCCUACGUGGCCUCCACCAAGUACCAGAAGUCCCUGGGGAUGCAGUCCCUCAACAUGCCUGCCAUCUCCUGGAGGAUGAAGGCCCCCGAGAAGAAGCCGCUGGUCAAGAGGGAGAAGCAGGACGACGGCCAGGCCAACAAGGUCAAGAGGUCGUCCCAGAAGAAGCACGUGAACCCCGUGCAGGCCCUGAGCGAGUUCAAGGCCAUGGAUAGCAUCUAGAGAGAGCGUCGAAAGGGGAAAGGUUUAGGAGCUGGUGUACUCUGUAGCUAACUCUGUGAAUUUGUAGAUUGAGCUUUUUCGUCCCUGUCAGAAACAACGGGGAAAGGGGUUGUGGAUGUGAAAGGAAGGUUGUUUGAAAGCAUUCCUCCCACGUUGCCCGGUCGACCUGUGUGUUUGAUGUGCAGUUGCUUUUUUUCUGGGCUUUUUAAUGUAUCGCCACUUUGGCCCUUGCUGGGAAUCUCAUUUUAAUUCAAACAAAUGCGUUCUGAUAUGCCUCCGUCUCAAACCUAAGGUUUUUCUCUUGGGGGCGGAAAAACGCAAUUAGAGGAAAGCAACUGGACAAAGGGCAUUUAUUCUUUUUCUUCAUCUCUCCUUUUGGUUUUUUUUCAUAAUGUCCAUGCGAGGAGAGGAAAGCUUUCAUGGAUAUGCCGCAAGAUAUAAUCCUCAGAACCUUCCAUGUUGAUUUGAUUUCCUGUGUUUUAUAUUCUUUCUAACAUAUUUUAUAAUUGCAUGGGAGGGUCUCCGUGGUAUCCCACUCUGUCGUAUAUAAUACGGCCAAUACUAGUAAUGUGUAGUUGUGCUGAUGUUGACUAUGCAAACUCUCAACUGCCUAUUUUUUCCUCGAGCAAUCAUUCUAGUUCAUCUGGGAAGUGUUGAGCUUUCCCUGGAGGGGUUUCAGUCUAGCUCGGUGAAACCAAAGUAAAUAUUGUUUCCAUGUGUGUACUCCCUGCGCCUAAACCAGUUCAGUUUUAGUUUGUUAUACCACUUUGUACUAAUGUCACAGAAUAUUUUUUGCACCACUGCUUUCAGUACAGUAACUAUUGUUGUAAUAUCUCCCUGACAUUUGCAGAAUGUAAAUGUUACGAUUAAUCCACAGCGAUAUUAAAAACACGAGCCAGGUUUUAUUCCAGAUCCUGUUUUGUGUGCUCGGAGUUCAGCAAACCAAACCUAAUGGAAAAGAGUUCCCUGCCUUCUGUUUCAAUACACAUGACUGGCCUGGGGGUACCAUCCUACACACAUACACUCGCUCCUACUACACACACACACACGGUCACACUCUGCCUCACACACAGUCAACGAGACUCUUAAAUGAGCCGUUAACCCCUUCCUCGCUCCUGGUCCCUGUUGGCUCUUAGUGAGAGUGGAGGAAAGGUGAAUAGAGUUGACCAGCCCAGGCCACAUCUCUCCACGGCAGUUUGGAGGUGGCACUGACUGUCAGCGGGGGUAAUCAACCCCACCCUCUAAGCAGGCGUCCAAAUUGUUUAAUCAAUUUUUCUUGUAUCUCUGCAGCUUAGGGAUUGUUGGGAUGGAGAAAAGCAUUCUCCUCUAGCUGUGUACAACUCCUCCCUAAACCGGCGGGCUAAACCUCCAGCUGCAGACACGCAAACAGCCAUCGUGAUUGCACUUCAUGCACACACAAAAAACCUCUGUUGGUGAAGCACUAGGGAUCAUUUGCUUUUAGUCGUAGAAGAAAGUGUUCUCAGGGCGUCUGAGCUUUGAAAGGGCAGCAAAUGGUCUAGCCAUAGCCUUCCCCUCAUAGGGAUGCAUUGGUCCUUUGAAGCCCAUCCACUGUAGACUGAAUGACCAUCUCUCUCUGCUAGAUUGACAUCUAAACAGAAUAACAAGUGGGUCGUGUAAGGUUUCUCCUUAAAAUUUCUUUUUUUUUUCUUUUUUCCAAGCUCUUGUUUUGGUCUUUUAGGCUCAAGUUGGAGUGGGUGGAGUGGGAAAGAGACAUUUCUCAUGAUUUAAAUCUCCUUUGCUGUGAGGACGAGUUUGCAUCCAAAGUGUUAACACAAUAUUGCUGUGGACGUUCUUUAACUCUGUUAUUGGAAACUGUACUGCACACUAUUUUACAUAUUCAUGUACCUGCUUUAUUUCAUGUUAAAUAAAUGAGAUGGAUACUGAA
Molecule: messenger RNA, 4977 nt
Organism: Osmerus eperlanus (European smelt)
Lineage: Eukaryota; Metazoa; Chordata; Actinopteri; Osmeriformes; Osmeridae
Gene: ctnna1
Product: catenin (cadherin-associated protein), alpha 1
Exons: 18
Coding region: 348-3071 (907 amino acids)
Biological process (GO): cell-cell adhesion; cell migration
Cellular component (GO): adherens junction; catenin complex; actin cytoskeleton
Molecular function (GO): structural molecule activity; cadherin binding; actin filament binding
Source: RefSeq, a predicted model, not a curated record